CAUGGGCCCUAGGCGACGGCUUCCUGGUAUUUGUCGGACGAAUGCUACGAGACAGUUCGCUCUCCACGGAAGUCCGGGUGCAUUUACUGCGUGCUCUGGGAAAUGCGGCUCUAAAAGAUGAUAUCAUUCUCCUGCUGCACCAAGAUAGACGGGAGCAUGUGCUCAUGAACUUUGCCCAGGACAUAGACAAGCACCCCCCAGAAGAGCAACAGGCGAUAGCUCUUUUCAUGUGCAACCUCUUCGAAAAUGACAACGCCUCAGAGUGGUUGUUGUACAUCUCAGAGUGGUCCUACAAUAAUCAGACCACAUCCAAUAUUCGCGCUACUACCAAGGUGGCUGUCCAUUGUUUGCUAUCGGCCUGUCCCCGACUGAAGGACAUCGGAACUGCGCUGGUUCACAAUCUGGCAUCCAAGGAAGUCAAAACGGUAGUAUUCGACGAUGUAGCGGUCGAACUGUCGAUGGCGCUACUGCAGUUCUUCAAUUCGGAGCCAACCGAGGAGCACCUCUUCCGAACGAUGAAAGCUUUGGCUAAAUUUACUCUAGUUUCCCCGGACGUUCCUCAGUUCAUCCAGAUGAUUGGACCCCACCCGAAAACAUUGAGAGGCAGAAGUGACCGAAUCAACGAACUGAUUGAUCAAAUUUCCAAAAAAGUUCGCUAGUUUUCAUUUCAAUUGAAAAGCAAUAAUUAAGGCAAGUUUUAAACUAAAUAACAGUCACCGAUUGCACGAAUAAAUUUCUAUGUACAAAGCCGUACUAAACAAAUUAAGAAAAGAAAAAUCUUCCGAGUUAACCAAACUUCCUGAAGAGAAAUUAAAGAAACCUGCAUUUUCAUCGCAAUUAUCUUCCCUUUCUGGAAUUGACGAUCCUAUUUAAGCAGUAACACAUCGAUACAGCUCUCAUUUCGUGAUUUAUUUGUUUUGAAUGUAGAAAGGCAGAUUUUUGUAAACAAUGGUUUUAACUAAAAUUUGAAGUAAUGGAUUAUACAAAUAAAUACUAUCUAAUUAUAGAGAAUUAA
Messenger RNA from Topomyia yanbarensis, 1015 nucleotides. RefSeq lists its product as uncharacterized. The transcript is spliced from 3 exons. The record is from RefSeq and is a predicted model, not a curated record. Bases 42 to 659 code for a protein of 205 amino acids. Lineage: Eukaryota; Metazoa; Arthropoda; Insecta; Diptera; Culicidae.